CCAGCAGCGCUCCGGUCCCUGCCGCGCGUUCGUCGCUGUCCCCGCUGUGAUCCCGCCGCGCCGUCGGAUCUGGGCUCUCGGCCUUUCACGGCCCACGCCGCCGCCUCGCGUGUCCAGCCUCGGGCGAUUGCCCGCUAGCGGCUCCGGAGCGCAGCCGAGCGAGGUCCAGGGCAGGCGCUGUCCAGCCAGCGGGCCGGGCACAGCGGCUAGGGGCGAGGAGCGUGGACGUCGGGGCGACCACCAUGGUGGCCACGUGCCUGCAGGUGGUGGGCUUCGUCACGAGCUUCGUGGGCUGGAUCGGCAUCAUUGUCACUACAUCCACCAAUGACUGGGUGGUGACCUGCGGCUACACCAUCCCUACCUGCCGCAAGCUGGACGAACUGGGCUCCAAGGGGCUGUGGGCCGACUGCGUCAUGGCCACCGGGCUGUACCACUGCAAGCCCCUGGUGGACAUCCUCAUCCUGCCGGGCUACGUGCAGGCUUGCCGAGCCCUGAUGAUUGCGGCUUCAGUUCUAGGCCUGCCGGCCAUUUUGCUGCUGCUGACUGUUCUCCCCUGCAUCCGAAUGGGCCACGAGCCAGGUGUGGCCAAGUACAGGCGGGCCCAGCUGGCUGGCGUUAUGCUCAUUCUGCUGGCUCUCUGCGCCAUUGUCGCCACCAUCUGGUUCCCUGUGUGCGCCCACCGUGAGACCACCAUUGUGAGCUUUGGCUACUCCCUGUACGCGGGCUGGAUCGGUGCUGUGCUGUGCCUCGUGGGUGGCUGUGUCAUCGUUUGCUGCUCUGGAGACGCCCAGUCGUUUGGUGAAAACCGUUUGUACUACUCUUCCGGCUCCAGCUCGCCUACUCAUGCCAAGAGUGCCCACGUAUAAGCCAGCUGCCAGGCUGCCCACGGGGUGCUGUAGGUGCUGGGCCCAGAGCCCUAGGUUUGCUUGACGCAGUGGGAGCGGGGAGCCCACUUCUCUGCCAGGCACCAAAGCCAAAGUCUAGAAAGCAGCCCACCUGGCAUUUUGUAGUCUUAACAUCACCUCUGCCACCUUUGGGUUUCCCUUAAAAGAAACCUUUAGCUCAGAUAAUGCCUGUACAGUUUUCUCAUGGUAAUGCCCACUAUUAGCUCUUCUCCUGGGAUUCCUUUCUUGUUUAUUAAACAUUUUUUUGUUUCUCUUUAAAUUUUAAAUGUUUCACAAACAUUGCUGAUUUGGGAAUGGGUGGGAUAGAGAAAUAAAAGACACUUUUCAAACUGUGACAGAUGACAAUAGGAGCCUCAUAAAGAUGCCUCUGUGUUCCCUCCCUCCUCUUCAGUUCCAAGGUCAUUUACUCAAAAGAGAUGGUGACAGACCAAAUGGGGACAGAGGUGGGGGGAGGGGAAUUGUGGGACUUUCUCUUCCUGGGAGAGUUUCCCUUUUAUAAGUAGAGGGCAAGGGGUAGGGAUAUUUUUUAGUUUGUGAUUUUACAUUUACCUGUACAUAAUUUUUCAAGAUUGAUCAUUUUUAUAACCACUGUUUUCCUGAAAUUCUCAAUUCAACAGUAUGAAGGAAAUGAACCAAGUAGACUUUAAUUAGGCAAUAAAUAACAGUAAAAGUGAGUGUAACUUUAACUGACAUUCCACAAAACAGUUUUGAUUUCCAGGUUUGUAUGAUGUAGUUUUUAAUCCUGCAUGUGCUUUGAAUUAACACAGUUUUAAAGCUUUUCCCCCUUUCUUUCUCUGUUUUUAUUCUGGUAUCUAUCUUGCAGCAAUGCGGUUUAACAUAAACUAUACUGUUGAAUUUGGCUUUACGGGUGUAAACGCUGAUGGUUUAUCAGUGUCCGAGACCCCAGAUUCUCCAAACAUAGAUGGUGCAUUUUGUUCUUUAAGAGAAAUCUGUGCAAUAAAAUAACAAACUGUCUGCAAAA
Messenger RNA from Heterocephalus glaber (naked mole-rat), 1887 nucleotides. RefSeq names its product claudin 11 (gene Cldn11). The record is from RefSeq and is a predicted model, not a curated record. Gene Ontology annotation, molecular function: structural molecule activity. NCBI's taxonomy places the organism in Eukaryota, Metazoa, Chordata, Mammalia, Rodentia, Bathyergidae. Gene Ontology annotation, cellular component: membrane; bicellular tight junction.